Myotis myotis is the source of this 5879-nucleotide messenger RNA. It is a transcript of the gene ZNF704, whose product is annotated as zinc finger protein 704. Gene Ontology annotation, molecular function: DNA-binding transcription factor activity; RNA polymerase II cis-regulatory region sequence-specific DNA binding. The coding region runs from base 198 to 1979 and encodes 593 amino acids. Gene Ontology annotation, cellular component: nucleus. Gene Ontology annotation, biological process: regulation of transcription by RNA polymerase II. NCBI's taxonomy places the organism in Eukaryota, Metazoa, Chordata, Mammalia, Chiroptera, Vespertilionidae. The transcript has 8 exons. The record is from RefSeq and is a predicted model, not a curated record.
CAGGCGGCCGCUGUAGGCCCGAGAGGCGCGGCCCGGCCGCCGGCCGCAUGGGGCGCAGCGCGGCCCGCGGCUCCGGGGCGGCGGCGGCGUUGGAGGCGGCGGCGCGCGGCUCGCUCACACCAACCCCCUUCCCGCCGUAGCCCCGCCGCAGCCCGCAGCCCCGCGCACCCCAGCGGGAGCGGAGGACCGCGGGAAGCAUGCAGGCGCGCCGCCUGGCCAAGCGCUCCAGCCUGGGCGGCCGCCGCGGGGGCCCCGCGCUGCACCCGCCGGGCCCGGCGCCCGAGAGCGGGAGGCCGCCGCUGCCGCCGCCGCCGCCCCCGCCGCCCCGGAGCGCGGGGCCCGGCCCCCCUCGGGCCGCCUUGUCGCCCGCGCUGCUGCUGCUCGGCGAGGAGGACGAGGAGGAGGAGGGCGCGGGCCGGCGGCGGGGGCGCGGGCGGCUGCUGGAGAGGCCCCGCGGGGGCGCGGAGGACGGGGACGAGGACGAGGACGAGGACGAGGAGGGAGUCAUCGAGGUGGACGGCGACGAGGACGAGGACGGCGAGGAGCGCUUCCCGCCGCUGGGCCCUGGCCGCGCGGUCCCCAGGGGCCUGGCGCGGGGCGCGGGGAAGGUGGGGAGCAUUAAGCGGGACAUGACCUUCACGUUUCACCCGGAGGACCUAAAACGGGACUUGAGUAAAAAACUGUCUCAUCAGCCCUGGUUCCCCUUGGCCAUGGAGGAAGACGUGAAAACCGCCGACACCAGGCCAGCCACCCGAGGCCCGGACCAUGACAGGGAAAACGCCCGCUCCAUCUGUCUCCUUGAGCAGAAGCGAAAAGUGGUCUCCUCCAGCAUCGACGUUCCCCCGGCCAGGAAAUCCUCGGAGGAACUGGACAUGGACAAGGUGACAGCAGCAAUGGUACUCACCAGCCUGUCCACAAGCCCUUUGGUUCGAAGCCCUCCUGUGCGGCCGAAUGAGGGCAUGAGCGGAUCCUGGAAGGAGGGCGGUGCCCCGUCCAGCAGCUGCAGCAGCGGCUACUGGAGCUGGAGCGCCCCCAGCGACCAGUCCAACCCGUCCACACCGUCACCGCCGCUGUCCGCCGACUGCGCCAAGCCCUUCCGCAGCCCCGCGCCCGACGACGGCAUCGACGAGGCCGAGGCCGGCAACCUGCUCUUGGACGAGCCCAUCCCCAGGAAGAGAAAGAACUCCAUGAAGGUGAUGUUCAAGUGCCUCUGGAAGAACUGCGGGAAGGUGCUGAGCACCGCGGCCGGGAUCCAGAAGCACAUCCGGGGCGUCCACCUCGGGCGUGCUGGGGACUCUGAUUACAGCGAUGGUGAGGAGGACUUCUACUACACGGAGAUCAAGCUCAACACGGACGCGGUGGCGGAUGGACUGGGCAGCCUGGCCCCGGCUUCGCCCUCCCAGUCCCUGGCUUCACCUCCCACCUUCCCCAUCCCGGAUUCAAGCAGAACAGAAAGCCCUGGUGCCAAAACCGAGACUAAACUGAUGACGCCCUUGAGCCGCUCGGCCCCUACCACCCUCUACCUCGUGCACACCGACCACGCUUACCAGGCCACGCCCCCCGUGACCAUCCCAGGAUCGGCCAAGUUCACCCCCAAUGGCAGCAGCUUCAGUGUCUCCUGGCAGUCUCCUCCAGUUACCUUCACAGGCAUUCCAGAAGCCUCGGGGAGAGGGCAAGAAGUGCCGGAAGGUGUACGGCAUGGAGAACCGGGACCUGUGGUGCACCGCCUGCCGCUGGAAGAAGGCCUGCCAGCGCUUCCUGGACUGAGGGGCUCGGCCACUGGGCUCAGCCACCAGGUCGCGGCCACCAGGUCACGGCCACCAGGUCGCGGCCACCCGGGCUGUGGUGCACGGCCUGCCACUGGAAGGCCUGCCAGCACUUCCUGGACUGAGGGGUGCAGCUGUGGCCACUGGGCCUCCCGCCCUCACCGCCACGGCAGCUUCGGGAAAGCGCUCUUCCUUCAAACAAAACACACCUGAAGCCCAGGAAAAGCGCGUCCAGGAGGCCUGGUGGAAUUUCAGAAGAAAAAAGGCCACAUGGCCCGGUGCGCUCAGAGCCGCUUCCUGUGCGCGAGAGGGAGUCCCCGUCCUCUGCCGGGUCAGGCCUGGAAGCGGUGGUCUCCGCAGCACUGGGUCCCACGGAGCCAUGUUCCCCGGGAGGAGGCAUAUUUUGAUGAGCUUCCUGAAAAAUGCCGUUUCGGGGUGGGGGACACCCAGGGGAAGCUGCGGGUGACUGUGGCAUUUGUGUCAGGACAAGACUUGCUUUCCUGGGUCUUCCCCGUUCCCAUGGACUUCUUGAGCAGCUCUGGCAUCUUUCCCGUGUCUUUCCUGUUUGUUUUGUUUUGAAGAAUGGCCCUGCUUGGAGGAGUGCGAGCCUGCAGGCCCGAUGGCGAGUGGGAUCACCAGCCGACCGCAGCUCCCAGCGGCUCCGAGGGAACACCUUGAAGUCUUCCUGGGACCUGGAGAGCCCUUUCCCGGCUCCUCUGCGGCUCAGCCCCGCCGACCCGGCGGGGAGGCCGGGAGCCUGGCGCUCCUUCCAGGCAUGUGCAGCUGGGGCUGCGGGCCGCCGCUGGCCUGGCCAAGCCGCUGCCGGUGCACCGGGCACCGGGCUUUCCCUCCAAGCUCCCACUGUCUGUCUGAGCAAAGGCCAAGAACUCGAGCGGGCCCCGCGGUUUGCUCUGGACGGCAGAGCACAGCCUCCGGGCUGUCUGUUCGGAAAGCGGCGAGGUCGGCCAACCGACCGGUUCUGUGCACUUUGGUAGGUUUUAUGCUUUAGCGCGUCUGGGGGACGGGUUCGUGAGCAGUCUAAGCGCUUUAUGGGUAAAAGGGAAAAUCCAAACCUUUGUUUUGCUUGUAAAAAUAGUGGAGCUGUUUGUCAGGAAUUGGCUCAGAAGGGAACCUAGAGACACCAAAGGAACAUGCAUUGUAGGGCGCUCUCAGCUUCGUAGGGCGGCUGGUGCUGUGCUCGCUCUCCAGGCUCUCUGGCCUGGCGGGUGGCGGUGCUGGUGGUGGUGGUGGUGGUGGUGUGAGGAGAGGGGAGUUGUGUCACGCCCUAUAGAUUCCUACCCCCUCCCGAUUGCCCUGGAAGGAGUCACUUCCCCGCUCCCUAUGCAAAGAGGUACCAGCACCUUACGGAUGACUGUGAGCCGGGAGCGGGGUCAGCACAGGAAUGUGAAAGGACAUUGCACAGGGAAAGUGUAAUAUCUGUCUAGAGGUUGACACAGCCUUUUGUAAAGAGUAGGAAGAAGUCGUGUAGAAUAAUAGUUACUCUUCUUUUACAUGAGGAGGUUCUGUGGUGUGACAUCCACAAUCUAUAUUCUUAUAUUUUGGCAAUUUGAUUUUUUAAACUCUCAUAUGACUUUUUAAACAUGAUUCCUUCGAAGAAAUCCUGUUUUCCCCCUCCAUUUAUAUUUUUUCUUUAAAAACACUUAUUUCAAGAGAGCAGGAAAAGAGCUUAUUUACUAUCACGUCUGGAAGCUCCCUCAGCAAGCACCAGGGCAUCAGCUAUAAUGUGAGCUUCAUACGGACGGGGUUGGCCAAGAAAGGGCAUUGUUUUCAAAUGCAAACAUGGCUUUGCACCCCCUGCCCUAGCAGGUCUUUUCUCCUCCCUGUGCUUCCCGAUAGGUGCCCUCGCUGUGAGCUGGUGCUGUGGCCGGUGCUGGUGCCUGAGCUGGGGUGGGGAGUCCCCGUGAGUCCAGGGCUGGCCAACAUCUGAUCAGGUUCCCCACACACUGAGGCGGUGGGGUGCUACCUGGCACAGAGGCUUCCUCUGCAGCACCCCUGGCUCUUGAUUCUGGGAUUAAGUCACUAAUCACAAAUGAUUAAAGUGAUGAGGGCUUCAUCCACCGCCACCCCUACACACAGAACUUUGGGAUGCAAGGGAGAGACCGUGCCGUGGGCAGCCCUGCACCUGGUCCUGGAGACACCGGGCACGCGUGGUUCUGGGCUCUGGCCUGGAUGUUAGCCAAAGCACAGGCACAGCAGAAGGUGGAGCAGAGGGCCCUUCUCUAGGAGAUCUUUGCCUUUCUGACACCUUCUUACACACGCCUCCCGCCCACGGGGGCUCCUGGCUCCCGCCAGGCGUGCACAGAGCCUCAGUACCGCCCUGCAAUGCGGGCCCCCCUUCCCUGUACCCAGGCACCUGGUAACUAGGGGACCACCGAUCUUUGCCUGGCUGGCCUUGAAAAGAAGGAAUUCAAUUUCUUGCAGGCCACCCAGGAAGCUAUGAGUUGCAAUAUACAACACUGAUUGUAAAAGCUAAAUUUUAAAAAUGUAGAGCUAUUUUGUUAUACUUUGGAACUAAACGAAGUGCCAAAUUAAGCCCGACAUUCACUUCCUCCAUCUCUGGGGCACCACGUUCCUCUGUCCUCACUUGGUGGAGGGCGGAGGGAGGUGGGUGGGAAGGGGUGUCCCAGGGCCAGGCGGGGUCCAUCCAUCACAGGGACAAGUGCUGCUCAGCCCCCCUGCCCCGCCCCCCCCGGCCCCCCCCCUCCCGCCACGCUGUCCCUGGCCCCUCAAGGGCGCGGCCACCUGCAGUGAGCAGAGAGCGCCUUCCUUCUGAGCCAGGGGUCCGCCUCUGGUCGCAGCCCAUGACCUCCCUCCCAGACUCUGUAGGGAAGCGGGCGGGCGGCAGCUUUCGCUGGAGAGUGCUUAGGGAAGAGCGGCAGGACUGGCACAGCUGGAGCAGAACGCUGAGAGCAGCAGCAAAAAACUACACUAAUGUUCAUUCCUCAGGGAAAGCUAAGGGCGUGUGAAAGAGCUGGGGGAGCGGAAGGCUGGGAAGACUGGUUACCACUAGAUCUUCUAGUCAGAAAAGUUGGGGUGUUUUAGGACAUGCUAUCAUUUCGAGACAAAUUUACAUGAAUUUACACUUUUGGAGGCGGGGACACUGGGGGAAGGGGAGAGUGUUUCUCAGUGGCUGAGCUGCAUGGAGGGCCGGCCUGGAUGGCUUUCUCCCAGGGUCAACACGAGAUGGCCUUGGCGUCCCUCCGCCUCCACCCGGAGGGCUGGCUCUGGGCUGUGAGCCGAAGCCGCGGGAAAGCUGGGCGUCUUGCUGCGCUGGAGGGCGAGGGGCGAUCUUCCCGGACUUUUCUGGACAAGGUGCUGCUUUUUCUCAUGAUCCUGUAGAAUUUCUCUCCACCACGUCACCUGCCGUGCUGAGGGCAGGGGUGGGAGGAAGUUCCUAGCACGUAAAUGGUGCAGACACAGAGGCUUCUCUGGCGGGAAUGAGCGUGGGGACCAUUUUGGAAAAUGCACUGGGCACACAGGGCAACUGAAAAUUUUCUUUCUCUAAGAAAACUACCCUCCCGGCCCCACAGGUCUCCCUGCUCCUCCCGCUCCUCGGGCCUGUGGGGUCCUCCCUGUGGAAAUUGUCUCCUUGUGUCUGUUUCCGUUGUGACUGGUCAAACCGCAAGCCAGGAAAGCAAUGAGGUUAGCACGCAGUGCUAACUGUAUCCCCAAGCCAGCAAAAAAAAAUAUACGAUGUGUUUCAUUGUGACUGACUUUGAAAAAAGCCCAUAUUCAUUGGCCUAGAGCAGCGAUUUUCAACCUUCUUCACCUCACAGCACAGAGACUAAUUAUGAAAAUUCUGCAGCACACCAAAUAUAUGUUUGUUGAUUUGACCAAAAAAAUAAGUAUAAUUUUAAUUCAUUGACACCAGAUGGCUAUUGUUGUGCUGGCUGCUGUCAUUUUUUAUCUGACAAUCUAAGGGAGAAGAGGCCAGUGCCCUGACCAAACAGUCAGGUAUUGCACGUUUUAACAAUUCUUGCAGCUCACUAGUUGGAAAUCGCUGGUCUGGAUGCUUUAGAAGUUGUAUUGAUCACAGGACCAGCAAUCAAAGUGGGUUCUGAUUUGUAAAUAGAUCCCUUUUUUAUAAGACAA